Molecule: messenger RNA, 1089 nt
Organism: Aspergillus wentii DTO 134E9
Lineage: Eukaryota; Fungi; Ascomycota; Eurotiomycetes; Eurotiales; Aspergillaceae
Exons: 1
Coding region: 1-1089 (362 amino acids)
Source: RefSeq, a predicted model, not a curated record
AUGCCCAGAAAGACCAUUUUUCUUAUGGGAGCCCCGACGUCACGGAGUUUGAAUUGGGAUGAGAACGAGCUCCUCAACUCACCUGUCGUCCCAUUCCAGGCCCAGGAUGGCCAAAAACGAGAGCACUCCCCAAAUACAGAUUGCUAUCCUGUAAAAUGGAGGCUGCUAGACGAUCGAAAGGCCUUGGGAGGGGGUGACGAAACCCCGGUCCCAGGUCGAAGGACCCUAUUUUUGACACCCCAAGACCUUACGAAGAUGAAGACCACCGUUUUGAAAGACUCAGUCCUUGACCAAUUUUACAACCACUCUUUUGCUGUCCAUGAGACGUCGGAAAUAUCCACUCCUGGUGCCCAUCCGGAGGACUCGAUGCAAGAGAGUAGUAGCUUAUUGACAGACAGCAUGGGGACCUCGUUUGCCACGUCCAGUGACCAUGAGGACUCAGGAACCUGCCCUAUACCCAUUCAAGGGCCUCUCAGCGACCUUCAGGAUAUCCCAAGCGCCGGGUACCUACGAUCCAUUAUACCUCAGACCAUGUCAGUGAAUCUCAUUGUCAGUAUCAUCACCAUCCAACCGCCUCGUCGCAUCGUGACCCGGCAAUGGCAAAAAGAAUUGGAUAUUGUCGAAGUCGUGGUGGGGGAUGAAACGAGGACUGGAUUUGGCGUUACGUUCUGGCUUUCACCGACGAACACGGCCUUGAGACCUACGAGCAGAGGGAACAAAGACGAACUGAAGGAGUCCUUGGCUGGUCUCCGCCCUCGGGAUAUUGUUCUGAUGCGCAUGGUUGGCCUGAGUUCAUUCCAGGAACGGGUGCAUGGUCAAAGUCUGCGAAGAGGAGUGACGAAAGUCGACCUGCUGCAUCGACAACGAGUGGAUGCAUCGGACGCAGGCGGCAUUUACGGACCGAAGAGUCUCAAGAAAAAGAAUGCUGCCAAGGACGAGGCCGAUGAUCUGCCGUUGAUGAAGGUGCGUAAGGUGCGAGAGUGGAUCAUGCGCUUUGUGGACUCGACGACGGAUCGAGCAGGCGGUGAUACAAGAAUGUGCCAGUGGGCGGCCGAACGUGGGCAGGCACUGCCUCCGGAUACGCAGUAG